CUACCAAUUGUUGAAGAGUUGGUUCACUUGGGAGACCGGGGGUGACUUCAUGAUGGUGAACUCGCGAUUCCCACGGGAUGUGCAUGGAAUCUGCUGGUUCAUCGGAUCGUCACCCUGCAGCAGCUGCAUCGCGUGAGCUGCUGAGGCUUUCACACCAGCUUCUGUGGGCGUCUGGCGCGUCACGCACUCCUGGCCAGAUGGACACGGUCCUCCCUGUUUAGACAGUGUACACGCUGCACAAGGAGUGAAGCCCCAAGCCAAAGAUGCAUGGGACAAUGUCGGCCGCAAAGGGUGUCUCAAUGCAGUGUCUCCCUGUUUUACGCGCUGUACCUGCCGCAUCGGAUGCGCACUGGAAGACGACGCCAUGCGCAGCGCCGCUCGCCAAGGUCUGGUCAUGAUUGUGAUGAUGAGCGGUGUUCCUGACGAAGAAGCUACGCAUCUCAACAGCUGCUCCAGCCCCUGCGUGACACAUCGCACAACAAUGCAUGGUGGGAAGCCAAGCUGGAUGAGCGCGUACCGUGCCAGAGAAAGGCAGUGACGACAGCAACCACAAGCAUCAU
Messenger RNA from Vitrella brassicaformis, 560 nucleotides. The record is from the annotation of a GenBank genome assembly. Lineage: Eukaryota; Vitrellaceae.